This is a messenger RNA of Podospora anserina S mat+, 996 nucleotides long. RefSeq lists its product as uncharacterized. The transcript has a single exon. Gene Ontology annotation, molecular function: hydrolase activity, hydrolyzing O-glycosyl compounds. NCBI's taxonomy places the organism in Eukaryota, Fungi, Ascomycota, Sordariomycetes, Sordariales, Podosporaceae. The record is from RefSeq and is a predicted model, not a curated record. Gene Ontology annotation, biological process: carbohydrate metabolic process. Bases 1 to 996 code for a protein of 331 amino acids.
AUGUAUUCGCUACUAUUUCUAGCAUUCUUGCCUUUGGGGGUGCUCUCCUCACCCCGCACUACAUUGGGGAAUCUCGACUUCCCUGACCCUUCCGUCACGUUUGACCCAGCAACCUCCAAGUGGUACGCCUUUGCCACCUCCGGGAACACGAACAAUGUCCAAGUGGCCUGGUCCCCUUCCUUUCCGUCCUUCACCUCCGCCGACGCCAGAUGGACACUCCUCAACAAGAUUGACCUCUUGCCCACCCCGGGCCACUGGGUGAACGACACGCUCCCGCUAAUCUGGGCACCGGACGUCCACUUCAUCCCCCAAACCAAAACCUACGUGAUGUACUACUCGGGCCGCCUCUCGGGCUCGCCAUACCACUGCAUCGGCGUGGCGGUCUCCAAAACCUCCAUCUUGGGUCCUUACACCCCCCACCCUCACCCCUUUGCCUGCCCGGACCACGACGGCGGAGCGAUUGACUCGUCUGGGUUUUUCGACGCCGAAACCAACAGGCGGUAUGUAAUCUACAAGGUCGACGGCAGCGCCAAAGGAAAGGGGGGGCCGUGCGGCAACGGGGACAAGCCUGGGUUUCCCACGCCGUUUGUACUCCAAGAGGUGGACAUUAGCGAUGGGUUCACGCCUGUUGGUCCGGCGACGACGGUGUUGGAUAGGAUACCCGAGAUUGAUGGGCCGUUGAUCGAGGCGCCGAAUUUGGUCAAGACGAAGCGGGGGAGGUACGUUUUGUUUUAUAGCUCGCAUUGUUACAAUACGGUGGAUUAUGAUGUUAGGUAUGCGGUGGCGGAGAAUAUCAAGGGGCCGUGGGUGAGGAUGGGGGAGUUGAUUGGGCGGGCGACGCAGGAUUAUGGGUUUGUGGCUCCGGGGGGGGCGAGUGCGGUUCUGGGGGGUGAGGGGGGGAUGGUGUUUCAUGCGGAUUGCGAGGCGGGGAGGUGCAUGUAUGAGACUAGUUGGGGGGUUGGGGAGAAGGGGGAGGUGGUGUUGAGUGAUGCGUGA